CCCGCAAGAUGAGUAUCGAGCCGCGCGAAGUAUUCACGCGCUCGGUACAAAUGGCUGCCCCGCCGCGGACGGCUCAAGGCCAGAGGUCGGACGACCGCACGCCCAUCCUCCGCGCGACGGCAAGACCGACGCGCCAAUACUUACGCCAAGGCCCAGGCAAGAGGCCCCAUCCUCGGCGCGGACGACCGACGAGCAGCUCACCUGCAAGCCCUACGACCAGGUCGUCCCAACGCGAGCAAGGCCGAGCGCACACGAAGCCCACGGCCCGCGGUCAACCGACGCGUCGCUCGCCCGGAGAAUCGACUCGCAAGACGCGUCGAUCCGCGCGUUAGGAUGCCCGGAGGACGCCCCGGCCCGUUCAAGCACAAGCUACCGCGGAGGGACGAGGUGGGAGGUCGACAGAGAGGCAAGAAGAGUCAAGCCGACUCCUACGAAUAUCGAGCCGAGUGGAACGUCCGCUCGCUCGAUACCAGUGGUCGCCCAGCCAUCGUCAGCUCAAGGCCCGAGGUCGUGCAACCACACGCCCGACCUCUGCGCGAUAGCGAGUCCCACGCGCCAAGGUCCCGACAGGAGGUUCCGCCCUCGGCACGGACGAGCGGAGCGCAGCACGCCUGCAAGCCCGACGGUCAUGCCGUCCCGACGCGCGCGAGAGCAGCCACGCAGGACUUGCAGACGAACGGCGCGUCCCGCGCCUGCAAGACAGCCCCGCUAGACGCGUCGACGUGCCCGACCAGGCACCCAAGGGAUGCACGGACGAUCGCGCGGACGAGUCACCGCGAAGAGACGAGCAGAGAGGUCGAUGGACAGGGAUUAGGAGUCAGGCCGACUCCGGUGAGUACCACCGUCCAUCUACCACCAUCGCCCUCUCCCUCUUCAACGCGCUAUGCGCCCUCUACUUCGCCCUCUCCGCGUCCACCUUCCGCCCGCACGCCCUCAUUCGACGCACCUGCCUCCUCGCUCCACCCUCGUCCAUCCGCCGCCGCCCUUCCGCUGCUCCCUCCUGCAUUCGCCGCCCAUCCGUCACCGCCUUCCAUCUCCGGCUUUCCGUCGCGCGAGGAAAGUGCGGCUCUCGUCCGUGCGCAUCACGCCAGGGAGACGGCUGCGGCUGAACGGGCGGCGUUCGCACAAAGGUAUGGGAAGGACACCCCGUCCAUCCCUCUCCUCGGCAACCCAUCCUUCGACCUGGUGCCCUCACACUCGCUCUACGCGCCUGCGCCCUCCCGGCUCGACCUCUCGACCUCUAUCCAUACGCCUCCCGCGGGCAACCUGCAACAUGAGUACCGAGCCGUGCGAACUCUUCGCUCGCUCGGUACAAGUGGCUGUCCCGCCGUCGACGGCCCAAGGCCAGAGGUCGAGCAACGACCCGUCCAAUCUCUGCACAACGGCAAGCUCAACGCGUCUACGCCUACGCCACGGCUUCGACAGGAAGCCCCGCCCACUGCGCGGACGAUCGACGUGCGACGCGUCUGCAAGUCCUAUGAACAGGCCGCCCCUACGCGCGCGAGGGCGAGCACAGACAAGGCCCCGCAAGACUCGCAGACUAACGCCCGCGCGCCGUCCGCCCGCAAGUCCGCCGAGCUGACUUUGCUAGAGUUGUUCGAGAUGGGCAUAGAGGCUGCGCGCCGAUCACUCGCGAGGACGAGCAGCCGCGAAGGACCAUCCAAGAGUCCACGCGGUACGACUCGGACGGAGAUUGAGCGAGGCAGAGGGGAUAGUCGAGUCGCGGAGACUCUGGUAAGCCGGUCUAUCCCUCUACCUUCUCCCUCUGCUCCUCUACACACGCGUUACGCGCCCCCGUCCUCGUCCAACGCAUCCACGGCCUCUCAGACUCGCGCCUACUCGCUCGCACGUCCGCCAGCACCCUUCACGCGCGGUGGCCUCGCCUCGCCGAUCACUCCAAGCCCGGCUACGCCUACUGGCCAUGUCCCCUCAUCCGCGUCUACGCUCUCACAGCACGCUCUCUCGACCUCUAGCAGUACCGCUCACACGGACGGUCGGCAAGACAAGUACCAAGCCGUGUGGAACGUCCGCGCGCUUGGUACCCACCCUGCCGUCUCCGUCCCGUCACUCGAGGUCGAGCCAUUCCGUGAUGGCGAAGCUGUCCCGCCCACGCGUGCAUCAAAGUCCCGCAAGGAAGUGCCCUCAGCAGCGCGGACGGACGACUUACGACCCACUGGCUCGUCUGCCGGGCUAAUCCAGCGCGCACGCGCCGAGCUUUACGGAGUACACGCUCCUCGCAUCCCUACUGCGAUCAGCUACGAACUAAAGAGUGGGGGGCCGCUGAGCCGGAGCAGGGAAGUCGAGGGACGAGUCGGAUGGACUACAAUCAACGAGCCCGCGCCUUCGCGUUGCGCUCGUCCGGUCCCUUCCGUCAUUCCGCCGUUGUUUGACGCGCUCCCGUCGUCCUCUCCGCAUCCGAGCACUGCAUGCUCAGGCUCACCCUCGCCCGUGUCAUCUGCCGGUACCCCGCCGUCUCUCUCGCGACUCGACCACUCUGCGACCUCCAAGGUCCUGCCCGUGGACGACCUACUGGACAAGUACCAGGCCGUGUGGAACGUCCGCGCGCCUGGUACAGCAGCCAGUUCCACAAGCGAAAACGAGCAAGCCACUCCGACGCAUACGCUAAGACUCGAGAAAGCCUCGCCGGACGCAACGACUGAGUCGACUCUGGCAAGUGCCUCCGUCCCUCCGCUCUCUCCGUCCAUCCCUCUACGCUCGCAUUCCGCGCUCCCAUCUGUACUCGACGCACCCCUUUCUCACUCGCCCGCUUCCAUCCAUCCGCCGUCACUCUACUUGCUCGCGCUUUCGGACCAACCACAUUCACCCACUUCCGUCUGUCCGCCGCCAUCCGACACGCUCUCGCGCUCUGGUCACCCGACCUCAUCCAGUAUCGCCCUCGCCGGCCGCUCGCAGGAUGAUCCUUGGACCGUGUGGAACGUCCGCUCGUCCAAAGGCAUCAUCACUGCUUCGAGCCCCGCGGUGAACAUAGCUGCAAGCCCGGCACUCGAAGGGAAACGAACCGAAUCGCCUCUCGAUUUGUGUUCGACUCCCUGCAGCAACUCUCGCGCCGCGUCUUCCCGCUCGCUCGACACGCCUACGCUCUCGACGCGCACUCCACACCCGGACUCCGUCGAUACCACUCUCAAGGGCAACCUGCAAGACGAGUAUCGGACCACGCGGAACUGCCGCGCGUCCGGUGGCUCCUCUGCAGCCUCAAACCCUUCCGUCAGCACGGUCGCGAGUUCGACGCUCAACGAAGCCGAACUAACCUCGCUAGUGCGCCUCAGUACUCACGCGGAGGCCGUCCAUCCAGGCGCCAAGACGAGUAGCGAUGAGCCAGGGAGUGGGGGGCAGACGAGCUCGAGCUCGCCGGGUAGACAGGACAGCCGACGGGAGGGGCGAGUCAGAGCGACUCAGGUGAGUACCUCCGGCGGUCAGCACCCACCUUCCGUCCCUCCUCGUCCUCGUCCACGCGCCAUGUCCCUGCCCUCGCUCGACACGCCCACGGUCUCGCCACCACCAUCCUCCUCCUCUCAUCAUCUGCGUUCUACGCUCCCCGCCUCGCUCGCGCCUCCGUCCUCCGCCUCGAGCUACACACUCUCGUCCGCGCCAUCCUCCGGGACCCCGUCGUCUCCCCCGCGCCUCCGCCACUCGACGACCUCCGAGACCUUCGGCACGGACGACUUGCUGAGCAAGUACCAGACCGUGUGGACUCUCCGCGCGCCUGGCGCAGCAGCCAGCUCGACGUACGAAGAGGAGCGAGUCAAGCCCACGCGCGUAUCAGAGCCCCGCAAGGAAGUCCCGACAGUGGCGCGGACGGACGGCUCGCCACCCACCUGCACGCCUGUUGGGCAAGCCAAGCACACUCGCGCCGAGCCAUACGGGGGAAACACUCAGCGCAGCCCUACAGCGGACAGGAAGACAAACGAAGGGAGGAACGAGUCGAGUCGACUCCGCUCCCGUGCCACGUUCCCCGACUCGCUCGAUGCGUCCAAGGCCUCGUUACGCCCUCUCCCACUCGCGCCCGUGUGCCAGACCGGUGGGUCUGCACGUCGGUCCGACACAACUACGACCUCGCCUCGACCUCGCCUCGACUCACCCGUCUCGAGCUCAGACUACUCGGCGCCCACCUCGACCAUCGACCGUUCAACCAUCCACGAGACGCCUCACCCGGACGACCUCCUGAAGGAGUACUGGGCCGUGUGGAAAGUCCGCGCGCCCAGUAACGACCCUUCAGCCUCGGACACCGCCGUCAAGACAACAGCGAGCAUCGAAGACCACAGCACCUCGACUUCCCUCGUAUCCUCUCGCAAGGACGACCUACUGGACAAACGAAGGGAAGGACGAGCUGGAUCGAUUCCGGCAAGUACCCCCGUCGACCAGCACCCGCCUUCGAGCCGCACGCCCUCGUUCAACGAGUCUGCAAUCGUGCACCUCACUCGUGAACCCCCGUCCGUUCGUCUGUCACCGCUCGACGAGCCUGCGUCUCCGCGCUGCGCUCGCCCGGCCCUUUCCGCUCUUCCACCGUCACUUGACGCACACACGCCUCCCUCGCCAUCCUCACUCGACGAACCUGCGUUCUCGCGCAAUGUGCGUUCACAUGCGCCCGACUCGAUUCCGCGCCUCUCGCCCUCUCCUGGUGCCUCACCGCCACACUCGCUUCCCGGACGCUCGACAGUCGCCAAGACCGAUUGCGCCGAUGACCUGCAAGGGGAAUACCGGGCCGUGUGGAACGUCCGCGCGCCCGGUAACCUCCCCACCCUCGUCGCCGCCACACGCGAAGUCGAUCAACAGCCCGCCCGCCCACCGCGCGACGACGAGUCCAGCGAGUCGGCGCACUUGCUCAAGCGGGCCGGAGAAGCCCCAGCUAGCGCAAAAGCGAGCCAGCACGGACUCGCAAGUGGGGGGCCACCAAGCAAAACAACACCACCUACGCACUCAGGUCACCCAUUCGCCCUCGGAGCCUAUCACACGGAAAGUCCGCGAGACGAGCACGAGGCUGUGCGGAACCACCGCGCACCUGGUAGCGACUCCACUGUCGCUGAACCAUCGCCCGCUCCUGAUACGUCCGCGUCCCCGCUGAGCGAAUACUGGGCCGCGUGGAUCCGCCGCGUGCCUAGUACGACAACCAGCCCAACCUGGGAAGCUGAGCACCCCAGGAGCAAAGUCGAGGCUACGUCAGCCACGCAAACGGACAGCGCGUUGCACGCUAACGAGACCGUCUCACAAGUCACGCCGAGGCGCGCAGAAGCGCGCGAAGACGAACCUGAGCUACCUAAAGAGAGCCUACAGGGCGAGUACAGGGCCGCGUGGAACGUCCGCGCGCCCGGUAGCGACCCCGCCGCCGGCCCAGGUGAGCAAGCUCGAGCCUGCAGGUUGCAAGAUUCCGACGCAUGGACGCCGACGCGUGCACUGAAGCUUGAGGAAGAAACCUCAAACCAUACCGACACGAGCAGGCAUGAACUAGUGUGUGGGGGGCAGUCAGGCAAGAAAGAGACAGGGGAGAGGGAUCGAAACGAGGAGCGAACAGACACCACCUCAGUGAGUACUCUAACUCACCACGCCCCUUCGACCCCUCCUCCGCCAUCGGUUCGCAAAGCCAGAUCGCCGCCCAUCUCCCCGCAUCCGCGUCCGGCGCGUUCGCCUUCGCUCGACACGCCUGCGUCGACACAUGCAGGCGGCGAGACCCUUCGCACGGGCGACGCGUGGGACAAAGACGGAGCGGCUCAAACGAGCCAUGCACUGCACGCCCACAAGGCCACUUCGACGGUCGAUCCGACGCACUCGAAGGCAAACAAGGACGUCGCGCCGAGCGAGUACGGGACAGUGCGGAACGUCCGCGCGCCUGGUACAGCAGCUAGCCCGACAAGUGAAGCCGAACGACCAUACUUGCAGGAAGGGCGUGAUACCGAGAUUGCGCCGGCCGUGUUGACUAGCAGUGCCUUGCACACUCGCAGGGCUUACGACCAGGCCGCUCCGCCGCGUACAGGAGUGCUAGGCUGGGAGGUUGACGGACAGCAAGGACGAGCCGAGAUGACUCUCCAUGUGUCCUCGCCCGCGCCUCCGCUGCCUCCCUGCACUCCGUCCACGUUCCCACUGUGCGAUGUUCCGCUCGCGUCACAGCCCUCGCGCCGCGCGCCCUCGUCCGUCACGCCUCCGCCAUCCUCCUCGCGAUCCGGUCACUCGGCGACCCCGAAAGACCCGUGCUUGGACGUCUCGCUGAGCGAGUACUGGGCCGCGUGGACUCUCCGCGCGCCCGGUACAAUAGCCAGCCCAACGAGCAAGGUCGGACGACCCCAGGGGCACGUAGGACGUGAUACUGAGGUCACGCCGGCAGUUCAGACAAGUGUCUCGACCGACACACCAACUUCUCCGCCCGGUGCCCAUCCACUCGUGUCGCAACUCUUGCGUUCCACGCGCUCGUCUUCGUCCAGCACACAAGCAUCCUCGCCUGUGUCCCCGUUGCCGCCUUCACGCCUGAGCAUUUCCAAGGCUCGCAAAACUAAUCUGGCGGACGACCCAUCUGAUGACUCGGAGAGUUGGACCGUGCGGAGUGACGUCCGCACGUCCAGUAUCUACUGCCCAUCAGUGUCCGAUCCGGCUCCACCUCCGCCCCAGGUUUUCGAGUGCAGCGGUCGACUUCUUCGACCCUGCUCUCCGAGUACACUCCCACGUCCCGUGCACGAGCCUGCUCUCGGCGUCGACUCGGCGUUCCUCAAUCACGACUGUGGUGUCCCAUCGAGCUCAAUCACAAGCACGAACACUUCCUCCUGCCUUGCUCCCACUCCCGUGCUCGACUUGUCUGCGCGCCUGCCUUCGUCCGGCACGUUUGCGCCUUCUCGUCCCAGGCACUCGCCUUUAUCCAGCACGUCUGCGUCUUCGCCCACGUCGCAACCCUCACACUAUGCAUCAUUGCCUUCGCGCGGCGCCUCCUCUUCCGACACACCCAUGCACCCGCCUUCGUUCGGUGUACAUACAUCCUCACUCGACUCGUCCGCGUCGACGCAUGAUCGCUGCGAGGAUUCCAACUCGUCGGUGCGAGCCGCGCUGACUACUUCCGGCACGUUGUGUGUUGACACCUCACUAUCGUCCAUUUCACCCUUCUCGAACUCAUCCACUCCUGAAGGCAGCGGUCGAACCAUUCGACCCUGCUCUCCACUCGCACGUUCUGUGCAUGCGGCUGCUCUUGAUGAAGACUCGGUGCCCCUUGAUCUCGACCGUCAUGUCCCACCAAACUCGGCACCAUCUCCCUCGGCUUUCGACAAUGAGGACGUGUGGAACGUCCGCACUCCUCGUAGUCUGCCCUCAUUGAGUUCUGCCCCUGCACGCUACGAGCCAAUCAGCUUCAGCCCACUCUAUCGUGCGCAUAGGGAAGCCCAGGAACGUGUUGUCUACGACAAGUCACCAGCUGCACUAGCUGCACUUGUGCAUGCACGGUGGCAAAUAGAGGAGGCAAUACGAGUGUCAGACGCCUACGACGAGGAAUGCCUACACAAUAGAGGCAGAUAA
This is a messenger RNA of Fomitopsis serialis, 7509 nucleotides long. RefSeq lists its product as uncharacterized. Lineage: Eukaryota; Fungi; Basidiomycota; Agaricomycetes; Polyporales; Fomitopsidaceae. The record is from RefSeq and is a predicted model, not a curated record. The transcript is spliced from 5 exons. The coding region runs from base 334 to 7509 and encodes 2391 amino acids.